AUGUGUGAGCGAUCGCCAGAGGUAUUCGAGAGCCAAAGACGCAACAGCUGGACACAGCUGAGGUGGUGGCUGACGGGAGGCUCGUUGAGCUUCUGAUUUCUCUCCGUCCUCUUCUCUCUUUUAUCAGUGUCUUAUCCGUUGUGGGCGAGUUAAGGGAUGACGAGUCGGUGACAACUUGGAAGAAAAUUAUAAAAUGAAAGAAGCGGCGACGAAGCAGUAUUUGAUCAGUUUCAGAACAUAUUAACUGUGGACAAAUGGCCAACCGUGCUCGGAGUGGAUGCUGCCGAUCCGCAUACCACUUCUCUCACCACCCAAUUCUUCCCCACUCUCUACGUCGGAGAGUCGCCGUUCGGAUUGUAUGCGAUAGAAGCGCUAGUUGAUCAUCAGACCAUUACCUACUCCCCGAAACUUCUCGGACCACCACUUCUGGAAGGACCUGCUCCUAUUGCGUUGACGGUACGCUUCCGUUUUUCCUAUAGUUUUGAGACAUCAAGAUUGUAACAGUUCAGAAAAUUAAUCGUCUUCGUUUCAGGACAUGGAAAAAGAAGAGUAUCUGCCACCACGCCGACCAAUUAUUCGGAAUAUUCCGUCUUCGAUCACUCAUAAAACUCUCGACGGCGAAUUCUUGUUGCUCGGUGAGUCCGUUUUGUUUUGCCCCCAUUCAACCCAGAUGUUUUGUUCCUCCGUCUUGAAAAUUUUCGGACUCAUAAAAACAGAGAUAGCGAAGAGAUAGAGAAAAGGUGCGAAACAAGAGGGCGGCAUUUUUCGCUUUUUGCCUGUUUCUCUUUGCGUUUUGUUCUUUUUCCCUCCCACCUUCUUGUUGAAAUGAUCUUGCUCUCUCCCUUCCCCCUGCAAGUGAAAAAGAACAGAAAGAGAGUGUUUCAAGGGUUGAUCGGUGCGGACGGACGAGUGACGAGCGAAGGGGGUUGAUGACGACAGUCAGGGCUGGACAAUUGGCCGGCACGGCCUUUCGUUGGCCGGCCCUUGACCUGGACCUUUGAACCACUUGCAAUAUUCCGAUCGAUCCCAAACUUUGCAGACUUCUUGGACAUGGGUUGAAGCAUACUGGGACCAAGUUUCAGCUCGAUCGGAUCAUCUGGUCCCGAGAUAUGUGGAUCAUUGGCCGAAACUGGCCGGAAGCCCGGGCUUUUUGGAAAAAAUCGGCUAAUGAUCCACAUAUCUCGGGACCCGACGAUCUGAUCGAUCGGGUUGAAACUUGGUCACAAUGGCCCUCAAUCCAAGUCCAACAAUCUUGCAAAGUUUGGGUCCCAUCGGAAUAUUGCAAGUGGUUCGAAAGUCCAGGUCAAGGAUCGGCCAACAAAAGCCCGGGCCGGCCAAUUGCACAGCCCUGUCGACAGUGCAAUAUUCGAGAGUUUCAGGGUAUCAUGACAGACCGACAAUGGCUUUGGCAACCAUCAUUCCGACACGGUAUCCUAUCCCAGGACUUCGCGGAGCCAUCGGAUCUACCAUAGAACUGCCGCAGAUUGCCGGACCAACGGAGCCGAUGAAAACGGAGGAAACAUCAAUAAUAUUGUUGCUUCUGGACAAAUAUCCUAUUCCGUUCUACGGAACUCUAGUCACAAUGAUUGUUUUAUUGUUGACGGUGAUCUGGCAAUGCGGACGGCAGUGGGAUCAGGCGUCGAGAACUGAAUCAUUUGAGAUUCUGAAUCCUGGCGAGCCGAGAAGUGCACAGACCUCCAAACAAUCGAAUCGAGGAGGCUCGUUCGGAUGGAUGAGCAAAAAGAUUGAGGUACUUACUUGAGAAGAUCUGUGCAUUGUUCCCAGUUUCUUUUUCAGAUUCCUGAAGGUUGGUUGGCCGUUGGAAGCAAGUUAAUGUAUAGCCCCACGGAUAUUCUGGGUACUGGAUGCGAAGGAACUGUCGUAUACAGAGGCACAUUCGACGGUAGAGAAGUGGCUGUGAAAAGAGUGGUCUCGGAGUUUGUGAAAUUCGCACACCGAGAAGCUGAUUUGCUGCGAGAGAGUGACAUGCAUCCACAUGUCAUCCGGUACUUCUGCAUGGAAUCCGACAGUCAGUUUCGUUACCUCGCUCUGGAAUUGUGUGUUUCUUCUUUGAAUGACUACGUGGAGCGGAAAGAAGUACAAGAAAAUGUGACGAUUCCUCUCAACGACAUUCUGAGACAAUCUACCGACGGGUUGGCUCAUCUUCAUGCUUCGAAGAUUGUGCACCGCGACAUGAAACCACAGAACGUUCUUAUCACAAUGGCCAGCCAACGAGGCGAAAUGAGAGCGGUCAUUUCCGACUUCGGGUUGUGUAAACGAGUGCAACCAGGAAAAAACUCUGUUUCGAAGGGGAUCGCAUCUGGUUUAGCAGGAACUGAGGGAUGGAUCGCUCCGGAAGUACUCAUUUCCGCGAGUACUUCUUAUCCAGUUGACAUCUUUUCACUUGGAUGCAUUUUCUACUACGUUCUCUCCUCUGGAACUCACCCGUUCGGAAAAUCGCUUCAUCGACAAGUCAACAUUGUAAAAGGACAUUUCUCAUUGAAUAAGCUGGCUGAUAUGGAUGAUUGGUCAUUGGCUGACAACCUUAUCACUUCAAUGCUCAGAAAUGAUCCAUCAGAGCGGUUAACUGCAGAAGCAGUACUCAAUCAUCCAUUCUUUUGGAAUUCUGAAAAGAGAUUGGCCUUUUUUUCCGAUGUUUCGGAUCGCGUUGAGAAAGAGGAAGAUGGCAGUCCAGUAGUGAGAAGGAUCGAGAGUGAGGCCAGAGCAGUCGUUUGCGGUGGAUGGAGAGAGAAGAUCUGUGAGGCACUAAAAGAAGAUCUCCGAAAGUUCCGAACGUACAAAUCGUAUUCGGUACGAGAUUUACUCAGAGCAAUGCGUAACAAGAAGCAUCACUAUCGAGAAUUGCCCGAGGACGUUAGAUUGUCAUUGGGCGACAUUCCUGAUCACUUUCUUCAUUAUUUUACUUCCAGAUUCCCCAGAGUUAGUUAUUUCUCUAGAAAACCAUGUAAGCUUCGGUUUACAGUUGUUACUUCACGUCUACAAAGCAACCGAAUACUGUGCGGGAGAGGCCGUUUUCCGACGGUAUUAUUCUGAUGAUGUAAGUUUAAAUUUCAGACACUUUCACUCUUUUGUACCCAAGCUGCCAUAAUAACGCGAAUUUUCAAAAUUUUCCUCCAAAAGGCCGUCACGCUAUAAUAGUUCAAAUUUUUGUUCACAGAAAUUGAACGAUCGAAGUCCCAAAAUUUCACGUGAAAAACUCACGGUAUUAUUUUUGCUUUCCAGGUUCGAGAACGUAUGGCUCCGAUCGUGGAGGAAGAAGAGAGGAUUAGGAGAGAAAUCAAAGAGCAAAUGUCAAAUGAAGUGUGGGCUCGUGCGUUACCGAAGGCUGAAGUGCAGCGAAUCCCUCUGAAGCUCAAAAACAAGAAAAAGAGUAAUCCAGGUGUUCCAAAUGCCCAAAGUUAA
Caenorhabditis sp. 36 PRJEB53466 is the source of this 3423-nucleotide messenger RNA. The record is from the annotation of a GenBank genome assembly. NCBI's taxonomy places the organism in Eukaryota, Metazoa, Nematoda, Chromadorea, Rhabditida, Rhabditidae.